Molecule: messenger RNA, 333 nt
Organism: Brugia pahangi
Lineage: Eukaryota; Metazoa; Nematoda; Chromadorea; Rhabditida; Onchocercidae
Source: the annotation of a GenBank genome assembly
AUGCAUAGGUUUGUGACGUCAUAUACAGCACGUGAAAUCAAGCGGACAUACGUCAUAUCCAUAUGGCACAGAAACGUGUCAUGUACUGUUCGUCAACAGAAAAAGUCGUGCAAGACAAGGGGAGCAAGGAUCGCUCGUCCAGAAUCGCACUUAGCCCGCGCACCUGGAGUGUACCCACGAGCGAUUGGCGCUGAAUUCAUAUACUUGAACUUGACCUCAAGGACUCCUCCUCAUCGAGCAGUUGUUCUCUGUCCUUUGGCGAUAUUGUUUUGUGACUUAUUUUUAGUCUCUUUCUGCAUUACCUUAUAUCAAUUAACUAUUUUAGAAGUGUAG